Fusarium coffeatum is the source of this 714-nucleotide messenger RNA. RefSeq lists its product as uncharacterized. Lineage: Eukaryota; Fungi; Ascomycota; Sordariomycetes; Hypocreales; Nectriaceae. The record is from RefSeq and is a predicted model, not a curated record. The transcript is spliced from 4 exons. Gene Ontology annotation, cellular component: catalytic step 2 spliceosome. Bases 1 to 714 code for a protein of 237 amino acids. Gene Ontology annotation, molecular function: RNA binding. Gene Ontology annotation, biological process: mRNA cis splicing, via spliceosome.
AUGACUACAGCUCAUAGACCUACGUUUGACCCGGCCCGUGGUAAAGAAGCCCUUCGUGGCCCUGCCUACCAUCAACGUCUUUUACCAGCCCAUACCCAACUCAAGUAUCGUCAGGCCGGUCAAGGCGGUGCCGCCGACGAGGAACCCACUCGCGAUCUCGCUGCCGAACUUCUUGCCGCUGAAGCCGCUCAUUUCACCAAGAAGAACGGCGCCCCUGUCCCAAUUGACGAUGCCGACGAGGACGAAGAAACCAGCGUUUCCGGCGGCGCUAAACGAGCGCUUCCAAGCGCUGAUGGCGAGGAUGAAGAUUUAGAGGCGAAGCGACGACGCAUACUAGCAGAGACGAGAGAUAUCGAUGCCGAUGACGACAGCGAAGAGGAUGAAGACGAUAGUGACGAAGAUGAUAGCGAUGAUGACUCCGAUGCGGAGCUGCAGAGGGAACUAGAUCGCGUGCGCAGAGAGCGGGAGGAGAGAAAGAAGAAAGAGGAGGCAGAGCGACUCAGAGAAGAACAGGACGCUCGAGAACGAAACAUUGCUCUUGGAAACCCUCUCCUCAACAAGCAAGAUUUCAACAUGAAGCGUCGCUGGGACGACGACGUGGUCUUCAAGAACCAAGCUCGUGGUACAGAGGACAAGGGCAAGAAGAAGGAGUUCGUAAACGAUCUCCUCCGUUCCGACUUCCAUAGACGCUUCAUGAGCAAGUACGUUAGAUAA